Ochotona princeps (American pika) is the source of this 1907-nucleotide messenger RNA. It is a transcript of the gene EIF2B4, whose product is annotated as eukaryotic translation initiation factor 2B subunit delta. The transcript has 12 exons. NCBI's taxonomy places the organism in Eukaryota, Metazoa, Chordata, Mammalia, Lagomorpha, Ochotonidae. The record is from RefSeq and is a predicted model, not a curated record. The coding region runs from base 240 to 1871 and encodes 543 amino acids.
UGGCGCUGGGCCUAGAGCGCCUUGGGGCCUUCUUGCUCUCGUCCCUCCGCCACGCGGGACUCCUGUGUACUCGUGUCGGGCGCACUCCCGCACUGCGCACCGGCGGGUUCCGGCGAGAAGAUGGGUGACCCCGCCUUCGUCCCUCCCUCGCCACCCCACGUCUUGGCUUUGAUCCUGUCGCGCAGUGCGUCCCCACGCGGGUCCCUGGCUUGCCGGCGCCGGGCGGCCGAGCCGUGGUCAUGCCCAGCCGGCAGCCGCCCGCUCCUGGCGCAGGCGCCGCCAGGCCCUCCCGGAGCCUCUCUGGCUCACUCUGCGCCCUGUUUUCUGAUACAGACUCGGGAUCCGGCAUGAAAACGGAGCUCUCUGCUCGGCCCGGGGCCGGGGGGAAGGAGAUGACCCAAGAAGAGAAGCUGCAGCUUCGGAAGGAAAAGAAACAGCAGAAAAAGAAACGGAAAGAAGAAAAGGGGACUGCAACAGAAGCGGCCCCCGCAGGGUCCACAGCACCCGCAGCGUGUCCAGUAGGUCCAGCCAAAGAACCACCAGGACCUGGCGCUCCUGGUGAGAAAGGCCCAGCUUGCCGGAGCAAGGCUGAGCUGCGCGCCGAGCGCCGGGCCAAGCAGGAGGCCGAGCGGGCUCUGAAGCAGGCAAGGAAGGGGGAGUCAGGAGGGCAGCCUGCCCAGGCCUCACCCAGCGUGGCUGUAGAAGCUGCUGCAGGAGUGAAGCGACUCACCGAGCACAUCCAGGUGGAUGACUCUGUCCCUCUUAGAAGGCUUGUAAGAAAACCAGAGCGACAGCAGGUUCCAAUUCGAAAGGAUUAUGGCUCCAAAGUCAGUCUCUUCUCCCACCUGCCCCAGUACAGCAGACGUAACUCCCUGACCCAGUACAUGAGCAUCCCAUCCUCUGUGAUCCACCCAGCCAUGGUGCGGCUCGGCCUGCGCUACUCCCAGGGCCUCAUCGGCGGCUCCAACGCUCGCUGCAUCGCCCUGCUCCGGGCCCUGCAGCAGGUAAUCGAGGAUUACACGACACCCCCCAGUGAGGAGCUCUGCAGGGACCUGGUGGCGAAGCUUAAGCCUUACAUCAGCUUCCUGACUCAGUGCCGCCCCCUGUCGGCCAGCAUGUACAAUGCCAUCAAGUUCCUCAACAAGGAGAUCACGGGUGUGAGCAGCACCAAGCGGGAAGAGGAGGCCAAGGCAGAAAUCCGGGCAGCGAUUGAUCGGUAUGUGCAAGAGAAGAUUGUGCUGGCCGCACAGGCGAUCGUGCGCUUUGCCUCCCAGAAGAUCAGCAAUAGAGAUGUGAUCCUGGUGUACGGAUGCUCAUCCCUGGUAUCGCGGAUCCUUCAGGAGGCCUGGAGUGAGGGCCGGCAGUUUCGGGUGGUGGUGGUGGACAGCCGGCCCCGGCUGGAGGGGAGGCACAUGCUGCGCUUUCUGGUCCGUGCCGGAGUCCCCGCCUCGUACCUGCUCAUUUCUGCAGCUUCUUACGUCCUCCCAGAGGUUUCUAAGGUGCUAUUGGGAGCUAACGCACUCCUGGCCAACGGGUCUGUGAUGUCACGGGUGGGGACAGCCCAACUGGCCCUGGUGGCUCGAGCCCAUAACGUGCCAGUGCUGGUCUGUUGUGAAACCUACAAGUUCUGUGAACGUGUACAGACUGAUGCCUUUGUCUCUAACGAGCUAGAUGACCCUGAUGACCUGCAGUGUGAGCGGGGAGAUCACGUGGCCCUGGCUGACUGGCAGAGCCAACCAACCCUGCGGUUGUUGAAUCUCGUCUAUGACGUCACUCCCCCUGAGCUCGUGGAUCUGGUGAUCACGGAGCUGGGCAUGAUCCCCUGCAGUUCAGUUCCUGUCGUCCUGCGAGUCAAGAGCAGUGACCAGUGAUGGAGAAAUGGCCUCAAUAAAUGACAUACGCCCUCA